Lactuca virosa is the source of this 2486-nucleotide messenger RNA. The record is from the annotation of a GenBank genome assembly. NCBI's taxonomy places the organism in Eukaryota, Viridiplantae, Streptophyta, Magnoliopsida, Asterales, Asteraceae.
AUGCCGGCCCUUGCGUUUUGUGUUGACGCCGCCAUGGCCGCUCUUUCUCCUCCUUCCGGCUAUACCGCCUGGGAUAGCUCUCUUCCCGCGCCGGAGCCAUUCUCCGGCGUACCUCCAUCGACAAACACCGUUCUGGAUGAUGUAUCUGUAUCAUCCGUCACUCCUUGGACGUCAUCCCACUCUAAUGCUCUCUACAAGGUUGACGCCUGGGGAGCCCCUUACUUCUCCGUCAACACAUCCGGUAACGUCACCGUCCGUCCACACGGUUCCCGAACCAUGGACCACCAGGAGAUAGAUCUCCUCAAGGUCGUGAAGAAGGCCUCCGACUCCAAAUCCAUAGGAGGCCUAGACCUCCCGCUCCCUCUCAUCAUCCGGUUUCCAGAUGUCCUGAAGGACCGCCUUGAAUGUCUUCAAUCGGCGUUCAAUUACGCCGUUAAAUCACAAGGGUACAGCUCUCAUUACCAAGGUGUUUAUCCCGUGAAAUGCAACCAGGACCGAUUCGUCGUCGAGGACAUUGUCAAAUUUGGAUCGUCGUUCAGGUUCGGGUUGGAAGCUGGAUCCAAACCUGAGCUUCUUAUGGCCAUGAGCUGCCUCUGCAAAGGUAGCUCCGAAUCCCUCCUGAUUUGCAAUGGUUUUAAAGACGCGGAAUAUAUCUCGCUAGCUUUGAUAGCUCGAAAGCUUUCAUUAAACACCGUGAUUGUUCUCGAACAAGAGGAAGAGCUGGAUUCUGUAAUUGAUAUAAGCAUAAAGCUAGGCGUUCGUCCCGUCGUCGGGGUCCGUGCUAAGCUGCGGACUAAACAUUCCGGCCAUUUUGGAUCGACUUCCGGCGAAAAGGGUAAAUUUGGUCUCACUACGACGCAAAUUCUCCGUGUUGUGAAAAAGCUUGAACAAUGUGGCAUGUUGGAUUGCUUCCAAUUGCUCCAUUUCCACAUCGGUUCUCAGAUCCCAACGACAUCCUUGCUUGCUGAUGGCGUAGGUGAAGCCGCCCAGAUUUACAGCGAAUUAGUCCGCCUUGGUGCUUCCAUGAAAGUUAUCGACAUAGGUGGUGGGCUUGGGAUCGACUACGAUGGUUCAAAAUCCACUAAUUCUGAUGUCUCCGUUGCUUAUACUUUAGAAGAAUACGCAAUGGCGGUUGUUCAGGCAGUAAAAUUCGUUUGUGACCGGAAUUCCGUGAAGCAUCCUGUGAUUUGCAGCGAAAGCGGCCGUGCCAUCGUCUCCCACCAUUCAAUUCUGAUAUUCGAGGCAGUUUCGUCUAGCAACUAUACAGUUCCAACCAUGUCCUCUCACGACGUCCAGCAUUUCAUCGAGCAGCUCCCUGGGGACGCUCAUUCCGACUACAAUAAUCUGUCCCAGUCUGCUGUGAGAGGCGAGUACGAUGCUUGUUUGGCUUACACCGAUCAACUAAAGCAGACAUGCGUCGAGAAAUUCAAAGAUGGAUUAAUGGACAUCGAACAGUUAGCUGCUAUUGAUGGGUUCUGUGAUUUGGUUGCGAAGGCAAUUGGAGUAUCCAAUCCUGUAAGCACUUAUCAUGUCAAUCUUUCUGUCUUCACUUCAAUUCCUGAUUUCUGGGGCAUCGGACAACUCUUCCCUAUCCUUCCAAUCCACCGACUUUCCGAUUGCCCAUCAAAAAAGGGGAUUCUAUCAGAUCUAACUUGCGACAGUGAUGGAAAGAUUGAUAAAUUCAUCGGAGGUGAAUCCAGCUUACCCCUCCAUGAAUUAGAAGGAGAGAAUGGAAUGAAGUACUAUCUGGGUAUGUUCUUAGGAGGGGCAUACCAGGAGGCUAUGGGGGGUGUCCACAAUCUAUUCGGUGGCCCUAGUGUGAUUCGUGUAUCUCAAAGUGAUGGUCCUUUCGGGUUUGCUGUUACUAGAGCUGUCCCAGGGACCUCUUGCAGUGAUGUUCUUCGUUCAAUGCAUCAUGAACCAGAGAUGAUGUUUGAAACCCUUAAACACAGAAUCGAAGAGUAUGUUCAUGAAGAAGUGGCAAUAAGGGAUACUAUUACUGUUCUGAUGAGGAUUUCACCACCGGAGGUGAGGUGGUUUCCGGUGAGGAUGAUGAUCAGUGGUCAUAUGUGGGUGCGUGAUCGUGAUGGGUGGUGUUUGUCAGUGAGAGGCAUAUUAUAUACAUACAUACACAUGGUCAGGCUUUUUAUGUUUGAUGGAAGAUCUAUGGAAUAAUGGGACAAGAGAGGAAACUUGGAAUGGAGGCCAACAAUGCCUCAUAAUUGGGGAAGACAAGAAGACAAAGGGAGGGGAGUUUGUGUUGAAACUGCGUAUGGAUCAUAUGUUAAGCUACUAUGUUACUUGUAACAUUAAUCCUAAUCGUUUUUUAAACUUUAUAAGCAAAUGAAACGAGGAUUAUAUCAUAAAUCUUGUAUUUGUAUACCAACAAAAAAUCAAUAUUCAUGUUGCUUCUUAAACCUGAUUUCAAUUGAUAAUAGUUUGAGUUCUGUCUUUUUAAUUCAAAAUGUAAGAAUAAUAGUUUGAGG